Messenger RNA from Diaporthe batatas, 1997 nucleotides. RefSeq lists its product as uncharacterized. Lineage: Eukaryota; Fungi; Ascomycota; Sordariomycetes; Diaporthales; Diaporthaceae. The record is from RefSeq and is a predicted model, not a curated record. The coding region runs from base 1 to 1851 and encodes 616 amino acids. The transcript has 2 exons.
AUGGCAAGCUCCCACGAAGAUGAGGAAUGGGACAAGAGCACGUCCGAGAUCCAGUCUGAAGACUCGGAUGACCUGCACGAGAGCCGCCCCAACCGCUGGAAAGGCCCCCCGCAGAGCUGGCGCAGCAUUACAGAGGAGGACCGUCUCACUUACAACGCCCUUGGGAAGGUGAGGAACCAGGACCUGUCGCUGCACCUGUACAACGCCUACAAACUCAGGGAGAGGGCUGCUGCAGCUGCUGCAGGUGGAGAAUCUGGCCAAGAAGAGGACGUUGAUGCAGAGACGGGCGAACCUGUCCGCAACGAGCCAUGGGCGCCACCUAAGACCUGGACUGCCUGGCCCCUGCCCACGCACCUUCUGCCACCGGAUGACUUCAUGUCCAAGACGGAGGACGAGGACGAGGUCUUCACCAUCCGGCGUCCGGAAGACCAGAGGCCCAGCGCCAGGCUCGAGGAGAUCAUCUCGGCGACCACACUGAGAUUUGCUAAAGAACGCCUCCGCCAACGGGGCUUUACCGAAUCAUCCCAUGAAGACGACGACGGCACUGUCAAGGCGGAGCUUCUGUCAUCUGAGGCCGAGUCUCAGCCGGGUGAAUCAGCGGACGACAGCCAGGACGAGGAAGCGGUGGACGGUGGUGAGCAACCAGAGGGCCGGCGGCAGGGAAAGCAGAACGUUCCUGCAAAGACUUUCAGGCCUGUUGUUUCCACGGAUGACGACCUUUCAUACGACCUCAUACGCCCUUCCACACGGAGGAUCCUCGACAACCUUGACAACACACUGACUGUUCUGCACAACGCCCGCAUGACAAGUGCUCAAACCCUCGAAGAAUCCGAAGAGCCAUCCUCGGAAAGCGACAAUGAAUCACGGCAGUCAUCCCAGCCUGUGAGCUCCCCCGAGCGCUCCCCCAGCAAAAGCCCCAGGAUGCCAGCAGGAGACGGAUCGCCGACAAAGAAAUCCAACCGCGGCCGGCCGCGCAAGUACGUGCAGAUGGAGGGCGAGAGCGAGAGGGACUUUGAGAUCAGGCGGGCGAGAGCCCUCAAGGGGAAAGUGAGGCUGCCACCCACAGAAGCAGGAGGCGGGAGCCAGAGCGGAUCGCCGCGCAAGCGUGCCUCACCCCAAAAGAGACAGCGCGACGACACGGCCGAGGAUCACGACAGGGACUACUUGGUGCAGAAGAAGCUCGACCGCCUCAGGCCGCGGGACUGGAGCGACGUCCUGGGCGCCGCAGCGCUGGCGGGGUUCCCGCCGGAUGUCGUCGCGCGGGCGACGCAGAGGUGCGCCAACCUCUUCGGUCAGGGCAUGGACAUGCACAGGAUCGACGGGAAUGCAGCACCGUCUGGUGCCAGUGGGCUGAAGACAACGACGUAUCGGCCUGGAGGAGAGGUACCUCCGGGGGACUCCGAGGCCGAGGAUGGAAUCGGGGGUCUUGAUCACCGCCGCCAGGCACCAUCUAGGAGCCGAGAUACCAGCGCGGGAGAUACCAGCGCGGCACCUAGCAGGACGCGUUCGCCGACAUCUGACGACGAGGAUAGCGGUGAAGGGGAGGUUUCGCCCAAGAAGGAGCAGCCUCGGAAGCCGGCCAAAUCUAAAGGCAAGAAGGGGCAGCACUUCUGCCCGUUCCCAGACUGCGAGAGAGCCACGGUUGGUUUCGACAGGCCCUUCAAUCUAAAGAGGCACAUGAAUCUUGUCCACGGCGAAGACACUCCUCCGGAUGCUUCCGAAGAGGCCGAAGCAGCUCCAGCGGACGACAUGCUCGAUGGUAUCCACCGUGACGGGUUUCUUCAGCCUAUACGGGUACAAAAGGGCUGGAGGGCUGAGGAUACGAAGAAGAGGGCGGCGAGGAAUCCCUAGACAACGCGGUCAAGGGACUCGAGUCUGCAAUUGGAAGGGGCCAACACCAGUAGAGCCGGAGAAAUGCUACGCUUCCCACGAUAGCUUCAGUGAAUGGAGGCGAGUCGCGUCGUCAACUGUUAGUCCCAAUUACUCAGGAACAGUGG